AUGACAACGACGACUACAAGAGUGACAGUCAUCGGAUUGACUCUCCUGGGUCAUGUUCCUGGCAUCGUAUAUGCCUGGUAUAUCAUCUACAAGAACAGAGACGACCCCAACGUGAGCCACCGCCACGGACGCACCUAUGUUGCCGUGCCCCAGCAACAGCAGCAGCAACAGCAGCCGCCACAGCCUCAACACUACCAAGCGACUGCACCAGUCAACUAG
Messenger RNA from Linnemannia hyalina, 219 nucleotides. NCBI's taxonomy places the organism in Eukaryota, Fungi, Mortierellomycota, Mortierellomycetes, Mortierellales, Mortierellaceae. The record is from the annotation of a GenBank genome assembly.